CUGAAAGUCACUACGAGUAAAAACAACCCAAUUUCAAAGGUUUUUUGUACUUUUUUCAAGUAGAUAAUCAAAGCAUGUAUUUCAUUUGCUUUUCUUCUGAUUCUUUUCACGAUAUGCUCGACGUUCAUAUUGGUAUUGUUGUGGUACGAGCGAUGUAAACAAAGUCCAGUCGACAGACAUCACAUAAGCUGUAGCAUUCUCGAAUCGAAGUAUUAGUAACUUGUAAUUUAUCAUGAUGCAUCUUUGUCUUCGGUAGAGUCCCUUUUACGGAUGCGUAUCGAAUUGGUAUCACUAUAUGAUCAAACUCUUCCCUAGAAUCAGUGAGAGAAGCACUUAGACAGAGCCAAACACACGCUUGUCAUUGUCAGGAAGUAUUGGAUCCUUUCUGUCUGGUAUAAGAGAAAAAGGCAUUAUAAAAACAAAAAGAAAUUGUUUUUAAUUUUUUAUAAUAACGAGUUUAACCAAUAUGUCUCCUGCUUUCCUUCCUAACGGUGCCACCAAUGACUCUGAAGCUCUAGACGACAGUCGGAUUAUGGGUUACAACCCUUUGGUUCCUCCUGCAUUGCUUCAACAGGAAUUGCCUGCUACCGAAGCUUCCCGUAAUGUUGUUAAGCAAUCUCGUCGUGAGCUCCAAGCUAUCUUAAACAAGACUGACGAUCGUAUCAUUGUUGUCGUUGGUCCUUGCUCGAUCCAUGACCCUCAAUUGGCCAUCGACUAUGCUAAGCUUUUGAAGCCCAAGGCUGAAGAACUCAAGGAUGCUCUUUGCAUUGUCAUGCGUUGCUAUUUGGAGAAGCCCCGUACCACUGUCGGAUGGAAGGGUUUGGUUAACGACCCUAAUUUGGACGGUUCUUACGCCAUCAACAAGGGUCUUCACAUGUCUCGUAAAAUGUACUGUGACGUUACCGAUUUUGGUGUGCCUGUUGCUAGUGAAAUGCUUGACAGCAUUUCUCCUCAAUUCUUUGGUGAUCUUUUGAGUUUCGGCGCAAUUGGUGCCCGUACUACCGAGUCCCAAUUGCACCGUGAGUUGGCCUCCGCCUUGUCCUUCCCUGUCGGUUUCAAAAAUGGUACUGAUGGUACUAUCAACGUUGCCGUUGACGCCAUUGGCGCCACCUCCCACCCUCACACCAUGCUUGGUGUCAACAAGCAGGGUAUUGCCUCUAUUUGUAUGAGUAAAGGCAACAAGGACACUUUUAUCGUUUUGCGUGGUGGUAAAAAGGGUCCCAACUACGACGCUGAAACUGUUCGUAGCGUUCGUGAGCAAUUAAUCAAGUCCAACCUCCCUCCUCGUAUAAUGGUUGACUGCUCUCAUGGCAACUCAUGCAAGAACCACCGUAAUCAACCUCUUGUCUCUAAGACUAUUUCUGAACAAGUUCGUAAUGGCGAUGACUCCAUUAUUGGUCUCAUGAUUGAGUCUCAUAUUAACGAAGGUCGUCAAGAUGCUCCUAUUAAGCCUGGUAUUAAGGAGACUCUCAAAUACGGUGUUAGUAUCACUGAUGCUUGUGUCAGCUGGGAACAAACAACUCCUAUGCUUGAUGAGCUUGCUGAGGCUGUUCGUAUUCGUCGUCAAAAUGCUAAAAACUAAAUUUUUUUGGGAACUCAUUUGUUAUUGGUUUAAUACUGUUCAUAAAAUUCAGCAACAAUAGUAUAAUUCUACGUUAUGGAAAGUAGUAGCUUGGUUUUGAAAGAUUUUACGUAGUGUUGUUUAUUGUCGAUUUACUUGCAUUUCUUUAUUGUUUUUUGGACUAUAAAUAUAUAUUUAUACAUGGA
Molecule: messenger RNA, 1767 nt
Organism: Schizosaccharomyces cryophilus OY26
Lineage: Eukaryota; Fungi; Ascomycota; Schizosaccharomycetes; Schizosaccharomycetales; Schizosaccharomycetaceae
Product: phospho-2-dehydro-3-deoxyheptonate aldolase
Exons: 2
Coding region: 467-1582 (371 amino acids)
Biological process (GO): aromatic amino acid biosynthetic process
Cellular component (GO): cytoplasm
Molecular function (GO): 3-deoxy-7-phosphoheptulonate synthase activity
Source: RefSeq, a predicted model, not a curated record